GUUUAUGUUUCGCGUAGGCAGACGCUCUUGUCAGUCGCGCGCCGGUCGAGUGUGUGGUUGGACUUUAGUGAGCUUGCUAGUUUUCUUUGGAUUUUGUGAAAGUUUUAUGCCAGUUUUGGUGUGAUAAAGUGUUUCGUGAUUAACUUUGAAAAAGGAAGUGCCCUUAAAAAAGGGUAGAGAAUCAGUGAGCUGUUGGUCCGAUUAGCAAAAUGACGACCGACAUCUCAGUGGUGCGUUCCGGUUGGGAAUCGACGCCACAACAGGAGAUUGUCGACGAGUACGAAUACGAUGGAGGAAAUUCCAGUUCAAGACUUUUUGAACGUUCUCGAAUUAAGGCCCUUGCAGGCGAACGUGAAUCAGUGCAGAAAAAAACCUUUCAAAAAUGGGUCAAUUCCCAUUUAGUGAGAUGCUCCUGUCGAAUAGGUGAUCUCUAUGUUGAUCUUCGCGAUGGAAAAAUGUUAAUAAAACUAUUAGAAAUAUUGUCAGGCGAACGUUUACCACGACCAACAAAGGGUAAAAUGCGUAUUCAUUGUUUAGAAAAUGUUGACAAGGCAUUGCAAUUUUUACGUGAACAAAGAGUACAUCUUGAAAAUAUGGGAUCACACGAUAUUGUCGAUGGUAAUCCACGUUUAAGUUUAGGUCUCAUAUGGACAAUUAUAUUACGUUUUCAAAUUCAAGAUAUCACAAUUGAAGAGACAGACAAUCAAGAGACAAAAUCGGCAAAAGAUGCACUAUUAUUGUGGUGUCAAAUGAAAACAGCUGGUUAUCAUAAUGUUAAUGUGAGAAAUUUCACAACAUCAUGGCGCGAUGGUUUGGCAUUUAAUGCAAUAAUACACAAACAUCGUUCUGAUUUAAUACAAUUUGAUAGAUUAUCAAAAUCAAAUGCAAUUUAUAAUCUUAAUAAUGCAUUUAAUGUAGCUGAGGAUAAACUUGGUUUGAUAAAACUACUUGACGCUGAAGAUAUAUUUGUCGAUCAUCCCGAUGAGAAAUCAAUUAUUACAUAUGUGGUGACGUAUUAUCAUUAUUUUUCAAAAAUGAAGCAGGAAACAGUUCAGGGUAAAAGAAUUGGUAAGGUUGUUGGUAUUGCAAUGGAGAAUGAUAGAAUGAUACAUGAAUAUGAGAGUUUGACAAGUGAAUUAUUACGAUGGAUUGAAUCGACAAUUGAUGCAUUGGGUGAUAGGAGAUUUGCUAAUUCAUUGGUUGGUGUACAAUCGCAAUUGUCACAAUUUUCGAAUUAUCGUACUGUUGAGAAACCGCCGAAAUUUGUUGAGAAGGGUAAUUUGGAGGUGUUGUUAUUUACAUUGCAAUCGAAAAUGAGAGCCAAUAAUCAAAAACCAUAUACACCAAAAGAGGGUAAAAUGAUAUCGGAUAUUAAUAAAGCAUGGGAGAGAUUGGAAAAAGCUGAACAUGAACGUGAAUUGGCAUUGAGAGAGGAGCUUAUACGUCAGGAGAAAUUGGAACAAUUGGCAGCGAGAUUUAAUAGAAAGGCGAGUAUGCGUGAGACUUGGCUUUCGGAGAAUCAACGACUUGUAUCGCAGGAUAAUUUUGGUUUUGAUCUUGCGGCAGUUGAGGCGGCAGCGAAAAAACAUGAGGCUAUUGAAACUGAUAUUUUUGCAUAUGAAGAACGUGUGCAGGCGGUUAUGGCAGUUUCACAAGAAUUAGAGGCGGAGAAUUAUCAUGAUAUUGAGAGAAUUAAUGCGCGUAAGGAUAAUGUAUUGCGUUUGUGGAAUUAUUUGCUUGAAUUAUUAAGGGCCAGGAGAACGAGGCUUGAAAUGUCAUUGCAAUUGCAGCAGAACUUUCAAGAGAUGUUGUAUAUUCUUGAUAGUAUGGAGGAGAUUAAGAAUCGUUUAUUGACUGAUGAUUAUGGUAAACAUUUGAUGGGAGUUGAGGAUUUGUUGCAGAAACAUUCGUUGGUUGAGGCGGAUAUUAAUGUUUUGGGCGAGAGAGUAAAAGCGGUUGUUCAUCAGAGUCAGAGAUUUUUGGAACAGGGCGAGGGCUAUCGUCCAUGUGAUCCGACAAUUAUUGUGGAACGUGUACAACAAUUGCAGGAUGCUUACACGGAACUUGUGCGUUUGGCACUUGAGAGACGAGCGAGACUUGAGGAAUCGCGUAAACUUUGGCAAUUUUAUUGGGAUAUGGCCGAUGAGGAGAAUUGGAUUAAGGAGAAUGAGCAAAUUGUUUCAACGGGCGAUAUUGGUCAUGAUUUAACGACAAUAAAUCUUUUGUUGUCGAAACAUAAGGCAUUGUUGAAUGAAAUACAAUCGCAUGAGAUGCAAUUGAUGUCGGUUGCUGAUGUUGGCGGUGAAUUGGUGCGUCAGCAACAUUUUGGCGCUGAUCGUAUUCAGGAGAGAUUGCAAGAAAUUUUGUCAAUGUGGAAUCAUUUGCUUGAUUUGGCGGCAUUUCGACGUAAACGUCUCGAGGAGGCUGUUGAUUAUCAUCAAUUGUUUGCCGACGCUGACGAUGUUGAUAUUUGGAUGUUGGAUACAUUGCGUUUGGUUUCGUCGGAAGAUGUUGGUAGAGAUGAGGCUAAUGUGCAAUCAUUGUUGAAGAAACAUAAGGAUGUUACUGAUGAAUUGAAGAAUUAUGGAUCGACAAUUGAUCAGUUACAUGUGCAGGCGUCGCAACUCGGUGAACAGGAUGCAAAAUCGCCGGAGGUUUUGGAGAGAUUGGCGUCAAUUGAUUCGAGAUAUAAGGAAUUACUUGAAUUGGCAAAAUUACGAAAACAACGAUUGUUGGACGCUCUUUCGCUUUAUAAAUUGUUUAGUGAAUCGGAUGGUGUUGAACAAUGGAUAGGUGAGAAGAAUCGAAUGUUGGAUACAAUGGUACCGGCGAAGGAUAUCGAGGAUGUGGAAAUAAUGAAGCAUAGAUAUGAUGGAUUUGAGAAGGAAAUGAAUGCAAAUGCAUCGCGUGUUGCUGUGGUUAAUCAAUUGGCGAGACAAUUGUUGCAUGUGGAACAUCCAAAUUCUGAACAGAUUGUCGCGAGACAGAAUGAAUUGAAUCAAAAAUGGGCGGAAUUACGUGAGAAGGCGGAAGGUAAACGUGAGGCAUUGAAUUCAGCUCAUGGUGUACAAACAUUCCAUAUUGAGUGUCGUGAAACUGUUUCUUGGAUUGAGGAUAAGAAACGUAUUCUACAGCAGACUGAUAGUCUUGAAAUGGAUUUGACGGGAGUUAUGACUUUGCAGCGUCGACUCAGUGGAAUGGAACGUGAUUUGGCGGCAAUUCAAGCAAAACUCGAUGCAUUGGAGAAAGAAGCGCAACUUAUUGAACAAGAUCAUCCAGAAGAGGCAGCUGUUAUACGUGAAAGAAUUACACAAAUACAUUCGAUUUGGGAGCAAUUGACACAGAUGCUUAAGGAACGCGAUGCAAAAUUGGAAGAGGCUGGUGAUUUGCAUAGAUUCCUGCGUGAUUUGGAUCAUUUCCAAGCGUGGUUAACCAAAACGCAAACACACGUUGCCAGUGAGGAUACACCGACAAGUUUGUCAGACGCUGAGAAAUUAUUGACACAACAUCAAAAUAUUAAGGAAGAGAUCAAUAAUUAUACGGAUGAUUAUCAAAAAAUGAUGGAAUAUGGCGAGAGAUUGACAAGCGAGGCCGGCGAUGGUGAUACACAAUACAUGUUCCUCAGGGAGAGAUUAAAUGCCCUUAAGGAAGGAUGGGAGGAACUUCAUCAAAUGUGGGAAAAUCGACAGAAUUUAUUGUCAAAUUCAUUGAAUUUACAGAUAUUUGAUCGUGACGCGAGACAAGCGGAAGUUUUACUUUCACAACAGGAGCAUAUACUCGCUAAGGAUGAGACACCGACGAAUUUCGAGCAAGCUGAAAAUUUGAUAAAACGUCACGAGGCAUUUAUGACAACAAUGGAUGCAAAUGAUGAGAAAAUUAAUUCUGUUGUACAAUUUGCUGGACGUUUGGUUGAGGAGGGACAUUUUGCUGCUGAUAAAGUGAAAAAGAAAGCUGAAAGUGUUAAUGAUCGUCGUAAUGUUAAUAGAGAGAAGGCAAAUCAAUUAAUGGAAAAGCUUCGCGAUCAAUUGCAAUUGCAAAUGUUUUUACAAGAUUGCGAGGAAUUGGGUGAAUGGGUACAGGAGAAACAUAUCACGGCGCAGGAUGAAACUUAUCGUAGUGCAAAGACAGUACAUAGUAAAUGGACAAGACAUCAGGCAUUUGAGGCUGAAAUUGCGAGCAAUAAAGAUCGUCUUCAACAAUUACAACAGUCGGCUGAUGAAUUGAUUCGAGAGAAACCGGAAUUGUCGGAAAUUAUUGGACCAAAAGUCACUGAACUUGCGGAUUCAUUUGAGGAACUUGAAGUUACGACACAUGAUAAAGGUGAGAGAUUAUUUGACGCUAAUCGUGAGGUAUUGAUACAUCAAACUUGUGACGAUAUUGAUUCAUGGAUGAACGAAUUGGAGAAACAGAUAGAGAGCACUGAUACUGGUUCUGAUUUGGCGUCGGUGAAUAUUUUGAUGCAGAAACAACAGAUGAUUGAAACACAAAUGGCAGUUAAGGCUCGACAAGUUUCCGAAUUGGAUAAACAGACUGAUCAUUUACAACGAACAGUGCCCGAGGAGAAAAUGGAAGAAAUUAAAGUAAAGAAGGAAAAAGUUGCUCAGAGAUUUGAACAGCUCAAGGCACCAUUAGUUGAUCGUCAACGACAACUUGAAAAGAAUAAAGAAGCAUUCCAAUUUAAACGUGAUGUGGAGGAUGAAAAAUUAUGGAUUGCUGAAAAAAUGCCACAGGCAACAAGUUUGGAGUGUGGAAAUUCAUUGUUUAAUGUUCAUAUGCUGAAAAAGAAGAAUCAAUCAUUGCGCACUGAAAUUGAACAUCAUGAACUUAGAAUUAAUUUGGUUUGUAAUAAUGGACAGAAAUUGAUUAGUGAAGGACAUGAGGAUACGCCAGUUUUUGAGAGAUUAAUCUUUGAAUUAAAUGAAAAAUGGCAGGAAUUAAAGGAUGCUGUCGAUCAAAGAAAUAGUCAUUUAUUGCAAAAUGAAAAGGCACAACAAUAUUUCUUCGAUGCAACGGAAGCUGAAUCAUGGAUGAGCGAACAGGAAUUAUACAUGAUGGUGGAUGAUCGUGGUAAAGAUGAAAUUUCAGCGCAAAAUUUAAUGAAGAAACACGAAUCAUUGGAACAUGUUGUUGAGGAUUAUGCUGAGACUAUUCGUCAAUUAGGUGAAACAGCAAGACAACUCACCAAUGAUCAACAUCCAUUGGCCGAUCAAAUAGCAGUGAAACAAUCGCAAGUUGAUAAAUUAUACGCUGGAUUGAAAGAUUUAGCUGGUGAACGACGAGCAAAAUUGGACGAAGCACUUCAAUUGUUUAUGUUGAAUCGUGAAGUUGACGAUUUGGAGCAAUGGAUUGCUGAAAGAGAAUUGGUUGCCGGUAGUCAUGAAUUGGGACAGGAUUAUGAUCAUGUUACAUUAUUGUGGGAGAGAUUUAAGGAGUUUGCACGCGAUACAGAAUCAAUUGGUACAGAGAGAGUGGCGGCUGUUAAUGAUAUUGCCGAUUCAUUAAUUGCAAAGGCACAUUCUGAUGCGGCAACAAUUGCCGAAUGGAAAGAUGGAUUAAAUGAAGUGUGGCAGGAUUUACUUGAAUUAAUUGAAACACGUACACAAAUGUUGGCGGCGAGUCGUGAGCUACAUAAAUUCUUCCACGAUUGUAAAGAUGUGCUUGGUAGAAUUUUGGAGAAACAAAAUGCCAUGUCCGAUGAAUUGGGACGUGAUGCUGGUUCAGUGUCGGCUUUACAACGAAAACAUACAAAUUUCAUUCAAGAUUUAUCAACACUUCAGAGUCAAGUCUCACAAAUACAGGAGGAAUCAGCAAAAUUACAAGCAAGUUAUGCUGGUGAUAAGGCAAAAGAAAUAACAAAUCGUGAGGCCGAAGUUGUGGCGGCUUGGAAUAAUCUUCAAUCGUUGUGCGAGGGAAGAAAGGGAAAAUUAGAGGAUACUGGCGAUUUGUUUAGAUUCUUUAAUAUGGUGAGAACACUUAUGAUUUGGAUGGAUGAUGUUGUACGACAAAUGAAUACAUCGGAGAAGCCAAGAGAUGUUUCUGGUGUUGAAUUACUUAUGAAUAAUCAUCAAAGUUUAAAGGCUGAAAUUGAUACGCGAGAGGAUAAUUUUAUUUCUUGUAUUAAACUUGGAAAAGCACUUUUGUCACGUGAUCAUUAUGCCAGUUCACAAAUCGAAGAGAAAUUGUCAUCGCUCAAUGAUCAUAGAAUUGCACUAUUACAACGAUGGGAGGAACGUUGGGAAAAUUUACAACUCAUUUUGGAAGUGUACCAAUUCGCAAGAGAUGCUGCGGUUGCUGAAGCAUGGUUAAUUGCUCAAGAGCCGUAUCUUAUGAGCCAAGAACUUGGCCACACUAUUGACGAAGUAGAAAAUUUGAUUAAGAAGCACGAGGCGUUUGAAAAAUCAGCAGCUGCUCAAGAAGAAAGGUUCAGUGCUUUGGAGCGAUUAACAACGUUUGAAUUGAAAGAAUUGAAGAGACGAGAACAUGAGAGAGAAGAAGAGGAGAGGCGUAAGAAGGAAGAAGCAGCGGCUGCAGAAGCUGCUCGUCUAGCUAAAGCAACUCCUGUUACUAGUCCUGAUGAACCAACGAGUGAACGAGCUGAAGCUGACGGAGUUGCCAGUGGACGAGGAGAGGACGAUGGACAUGCGGCACUCCGCAAGGCUUCUACACGAACACCGCAACUGCAAGAAAAACCUAAGGAAGUGCAUGGUCUGAAGGGCACGAGAAUUACUCCUAUGGACGAAGAAAAGCACCCCCGCACUCCGACCAUAUUAAAACAACGAAUUUCUUCGGCUCCUUCAACUCCAAAAACUGGAAUUGGAUCUGAGUCUAGUACGUUGAGACGUAAGGAACGAAGUCGCAGCAAAUCACCAUUCCGCAGCUUCCGUUGGAAAAAAACAGCUAAGUCACCAAGCUUAGAUCGCAGUGGUGUGAGCGAUGAUGAGCACGGCUUUUCUGAACAAAGAAGUCCAACUGGUGAUGAAUUCGAAGGAAUACUGGUGAGAAAACAUGAAUGGGAAAGCACCACGAAGAAGGCAUCUAAUCGAUCCUGGGAUAAAGUUUAUAUGGUUAUACGAGGACAAAAUUUGGUUGCUUAUAAGGAUCAAAAAUCAUAUAAAUCCGCUCCUGAUCAACCCCAUAAAGGAGAAGCUUCGUUAGAUCUACGAGGAGCUACCAUUAUUGUAGCUAGCGAUUAUACUAAAAAGAAGCAUGUCUUCCGAGUAAAGACGCAGAAUGGCGCCGACUUCCUGUUCCAGGCCAAAGAUGAUACAGAGAUGCAAGAGUGGGUUGCGGCAUUAAAUCAAGCCUCACAGGGUACAUCAGGUGCAAGUUCAUCCAGAGCACACACACUGCCCGCACCAACGCAAGCCGAAACUAAGCGGCGAAGCUUCUUCACUCUCAAGAAAAAUUAAAUUGGAGCAGUGAAGUAUUGUCAGCCGCCAAUAAGCGCCAGCGCAGCAAGAUGAUCAGAGAAAAUAUUGCGUCGCUCUACUUCGUGAAAGCUACGUUAAUAGAAUUUAAAAAAAAAAAAAAAAAAAAAAACUCUGGCCAUAUAAAGUAAAAAAAAUUUAAAUUCAAUUUAAUCGUGCAAAUACGAUAACCAAAACGAUAGAAGAGAGAGGAAAAAAAAGAGUUCAAAAAUAGAUGCGCAAUUUAAUAAGAGAAAUAAUAGUAUUUGUACGAUAUUUGUGAAUUUGAUUUUUUUUUUCUUAAAUUAUAGACACUAUAAUAAAUAUUAAGAUAGAGAAGGUGUAACAUGCAAUAUCCCAAGUUAGCCUGAUCAAUCUUUUAACUUUUUCUUUCUUUCUUUGGAAUGCUAGAAUUUUUUUUUCCAUUUAUAAUCGAAAAAAAAAAAUCCUGGACAAAUUGACGUAACGGAAAUUUACCACGAAGUAAGAAAAAAAGGAGGGAAAGAAACAUGCAAAUUUUUUACACUUUGCUUCAGGCUUGUAUUUUUAAUAUCAAUUUUUUAAUACUUAAAAAAAAAAACUUUUAUACAGUUGUUGUGUAAAUGAUUAAUUGGAUUUAAGAAGAGUGUUUAAUUUUUUAAAUUGUUUAGUCUUUGUUUAAGUGGACAAAUUUAUUAUUUGUCAUCAUAUAUAAGAAAGAAAAUUGUAGAUUGAUUUUUUUUUUUUUUGUUUUUUUUUUUGGGAACAACGCACAAAUUGUAUUAAAUGUGUAAUAUUGAAUGAAGAUUAUUAUAUGAUCUUUUUAACAUUGACGGAUUAAGACUAUACGACACAGUAUCAAGAAAUAAUCCUGUUACGUAUAUUUUAAAAAAAGUAUUUAAAUCCUUGUAUUCCAUCAGAAAUUUAUAUAUAUAUAAUAUAUAAAUAAAUAUCGUCUUUUUAUUUUGGAUAAAUUAUAAAGCAUCCCAAAAAAGCGUUUUUAAUUACUGCCAUGUAUUUAAGAGAUGCGCUAACUUGGGAUGACGUAUUAAUAUGAGAUAUAGCUUUUAAAGAAUGUUAUAAAGAUUAAAAAAAAAAAAAAAUUAAUUAAAAGCUGUAAUGAACGAAAAGAAUUUUUCUCUUCUAUACAAUUCCGAGUAUAAUAAUAAUAAUUAUACAAAAGCGGUACAGUUAUUAUUUAAUUCUUUAGAUAUAAAUCUAAAAGUGUAGUAAAUUUCUUAUUAGACGAAUUAUAAUUAUAAUUCAUAAUAUGUGAAUAUGUAAUUCGUCUAAUAAAAAAUUUAACACAAAAAUAUGUAGCAUACUUGCUAUACUCAUUUUCUAAUUGUUAUUACUUUUUUUAAUAUUUAUCAGAGUCAAAUCCUUGAAAAAAAAAAAGAAAAAAAAAUUUUUUUUUCUCAAAAAGCGCCCUGCCGGAGAGCUUUUAACGCUUAUUCCACGCUUUCUUUUUAAGGUGUAAUGCGACUACGGCUUUUGUAAAGUGCUUUUUAUCAAAACUGAAGCUUAUUGCGCCUUGAAUCAAGAGAAAGAUAAAGAGAGAGAAAAAAAAGAGAUUUUAGGAAAAAAAAAAAAAAAUGUUUAAAAAUAUCUAAAUAAUCCAUUUGAGAUAUUCUCACGUUAGAUUUUUUUUUUUUUUUUUUUUUUUGACAAAUUUAUCAAUUUGACUACAUGUUUUUUAAAUAUCUAUGAGUCGCAUCCUUAAAGAUAAAAUAUUAUAUUAUGAUUAUUAUAAAUAAUAUAUAUAAUUCAUGAAAGUAAAAAAUGUUCUUUUCGUUUCGAAAAUUGCCUUCCUUACAUUGAUUUUAUUUAAUUGAUUUUUUUUAGAAGUCGUUCAUUUGUCACAGUUGUCAAAAAUUCUAUACCCGGAAUUGAAAAUUGACAAACAAAAAAAUCCAGCAUUUUCUUUUUUAAUUUUUGUUUUUAUAAUAAAAAUUUUUUUUUUAAUUUUGUAUAAGUUUGGAAAUUAAAAUAACGAAAAAAUGGAAAAUUUUUUUUUUUGCUGCUUUGAAAAUUAACAACCAAAUUGAUUAAAAAAAAAAAAAAAAAUUUCUAAUUUCCGGUACUAAUUUUUGACAGAGACUGACUCAAGGAAGAAUCGGACGAACAGUUGAAAAAAAUAGUCUUACUUGCACAUUUUCGUAUUUUUAAAUAGAAAAAAAAUAACUUUUAAUUAAACAAUUUAAAAAAAAAAGAGCGUGAGCGUUUUUUCCACUUUCAACACUUUGAAUAAUUAAAAGUUGCAUUUGGAUAAAGAUUACAAAUUUCUAACUAUAUAUAUAUAUAUAUAUAUUACGAAAAACUAUCUUGUUAAAUUUUAGGCUAUUUUGCCAAAAUCGUGACGAUUUUUUUAAAUCUAAUUCUUCCUCAAAUGAGGCUUCGGAUCGUAAAAAAAGGGCCAACAUUCGAAUUUUCAUCACAAUUUUUUGGUGGUUUUAAAAUAUUUUGUUUAAUAUUAUUCAAUGAUAAAUUUUUAUCGUUAGAAUUUGAUAUUGAAGAAUUUAAAGAAUUUUUAAACCAAUGGCCAAAAGUAAUUAUGCAAAUUCAAGAGUGUAUAACCCUUUCCUGGGACCUAUAUUAAGAUCCAAAGUCUCCAAUGAACUUCGCUAAUAUGUUUUAUUUAUAAAAAUAAGUUUUUUUUUUUUAUAGAUUUUUGUAAAAUAACUUAUUGAAUGAGUAAUAAGACGUUUUAUUCGUAUACGUUUAGAAGUAUUGAACAAGACAGAAAUAUAAUAAUUCUAAAUAAAAUGAAAAACUAUAUAAUAAUACAAUAGUGAAAAUUCAUCGGAUGUAAAAAUGCUUCUAAAAACCAUGAUAUGCAUAUAAUAAAAAAAAAAAAUGAGAAUAUAUAUACAUUCUAUUGAUUAAAUUUAUCGCUUCCGAUCAAUGUAGAUUUAUCAGUUUUCGCUUGUUUGAAAUUUAUUAAUUUUUUAGCGCAAAAAUUAGAUUUUUCAAUACUAUAUCAACAAAUUUUAGAAACAAUUGUUGGAAAACUUUUGUUUUUCUCAUAUAUACGUCUUAUUUUUGUUAGACAAUUGAAAUAUCAAUUUUUUUUUUCCUCGAUUUUCAAUGUAAAAUUAAGUGCAUGUGAUUGUUAGGUCACGUGAUUAUUAAAAUAUGUUAAUUUUUUCGAUAACUUUUCUCGUAAAUUAUUGAAUCGAUUUAGAUUGGAAUUUUGUAAAGAUAAAAUAUAAGAAAGGACAGUGAUUUUCGAAACUUGAUAUUAAUUUAAUUGAAAGUUAUUAGAAAAUCUGAACAGUGACGAGACACUUCUAACCUUAAAUUUUCUAUCAAUUUUCCAUAGUGUUUUAUAACAAUUAUUUCAAUAAAUAUCAACAGUUUCGGACCUCACUGACCUUCCUUAUAAUAUUUUAGAUAUCUUAACAAAAUUCCAGCUCAAUACCAUUCAGUAUUUUACGAGAAAUUUUAUCGUAAAAAUUACCAUUUAGACAGUCACGUGACCUAACAAUAUCAUUAUGUCUCUAUGACGCGUCAAUUGUGUAGUAGUACCAUUGUCCAAUGAUAAAUUUGAUCUAAAAGUAUAUAUAUAUAAAGUAAAGAUGAAAAA
Messenger RNA from Leptopilina boulardi, 10971 nucleotides. It is a transcript of the gene beta-Spec, whose product is annotated as spectrin beta chain. Gene Ontology annotation, molecular function: phospholipid binding; actin filament binding; structural constituent of cytoskeleton. Gene Ontology annotation, biological process: actin cytoskeleton organization; neuron development. The record is from RefSeq and is a predicted model, not a curated record. Gene Ontology annotation, cellular component: plasma membrane; cortical actin cytoskeleton; cell projection. NCBI's taxonomy places the organism in Eukaryota, Metazoa, Arthropoda, Insecta, Hymenoptera, Figitidae. The transcript has 13 exons. Bases 210 to 7409 code for a protein of 2399 amino acids.